Messenger RNA from Hippopotamus amphibius kiboko, 451 nucleotides. Its product is annotated as ER membrane protein complex subunit 6-like. Bases 119 to 451 code for a protein of 110 amino acids. Gene Ontology annotation, cellular component: EMC complex; endoplasmic reticulum; membrane. NCBI's taxonomy places the organism in Eukaryota, Metazoa, Chordata, Mammalia, Artiodactyla, Hippopotamidae. The transcript has a single exon. The record is from RefSeq and is a predicted model, not a curated record. Gene Ontology annotation, biological process: protein folding in endoplasmic reticulum; autophagosome assembly.
GGGAGUCCCUACCGCAGGCUGUGUGAGGGAACGCCGAGCUCCUGCGUCCGCCGCCGGGUUCCAGCCGCGCGUUGCGCCACGAGGAAAUGGAGGUCGAGGCCGAGCCCGGGCGGGUGCGAUGGCCGCUGUGGCGGCCAAGCGGGAAGGGCAGCCGUUCAUCAGCGAGGUGGCUGUGCGGGGCAACACCGCCGUCCUGGAUUACUGCCGGACCUCGGUGUCGGCGCUGUCGGGGGCCACGGCCGGCAUCCUCGGCCUCACCGGCCUCUACGGCUUCAUCUUCUACCUGCUCGCCUCCGUCCUGCUCUCCGUGCUCUUAAUUCUCAAGGCGGGAAGGAGGUGGAACAAGUAUUUUAAGUCGCGGAGACCUCUCUUUACGGGAGGCCUUAUCGGAGGCCUCUUCACCUACGUCCUUUUCUGGACAUUCCUCUACGGCAUGGUGCACGUCUGCUGA